Messenger RNA from Xylaria bambusicola, 1743 nucleotides. Its product is annotated as replication fork protection component Swi3-domain-containing protein. The transcript has 2 exons. Gene Ontology annotation, cellular component: nucleus; replication fork protection complex. Gene Ontology annotation, biological process: replication fork arrest; DNA damage response; DNA replication checkpoint signaling. The record is from RefSeq and is a predicted model, not a curated record. Gene Ontology annotation, molecular function: DNA binding. Lineage: Eukaryota; Fungi; Ascomycota; Sordariomycetes; Xylariales; Xylariaceae. Bases 195 to 1307 code for a protein of 370 amino acids.
UCGAUGUAGCUACUUUAGCUGCCCCACCAUUUCCACUUAGACGCGGUUCAGGUUACAGGCGUCAUCCUCCGGGCGCGUGCACAAUUCGAACGAUUUCAUGACCGCGUCUCCCAUUUGCCAUCAACCCGCAAUUGUCUUUAACCCAUGGUUUUAUAACAAGCUACCUUAAUCCCGCUUUUACGAAAAGCUUCACAAUGGCUUCACGAUUAGCAUCAAGACCUGCUACGAACAACAAUAUCGAUAACUACGAUGUCGACGAUGACGAUGACCCAUUUGCUGAGUCAGGGGACGACGCAGCUCGUAAGAGUAAAGCCCCCGACACACAGUCCAAGAAACGGAAAGAUGCGAGCAGCCUUGGUAUCGAUGAAGCCGUUUCCGUCAGCAAGAAACCAAGGGUACCACGAGUCAAACUAGACGAAACCCGGCUCCUGUCAGACGAUGGAAUACCUAAACUGCGGACUAAAGCCCGGAAUCUCAAGUUCAAAGGGAAAGGCCACGAGUUCUCCGACGCUGCCCGGUUAUUGUCCUUCUACCAGCUCUGGCUUGAUGAUCUCUUCCCCAAGGCUAAGUUUGCCGAUGCACUUACUAUGGUUGAGAAGGCGGGUCACAAGAAUCGGUUGCGAUUGCAGCGCAUAAAGUGGAUUGAUGAGGGACGGCCGAGAGCUGGCGGCUUAGAAAAUAACGACGACGACGACGAUCCUUUUGGCGAGUCGAAUCAACCCGAAGAACGAGAUCCUGCCAUAUAUCCAGCUAGAAUUGCUCCCAUAUUCCAGAACAACUCGGAUAGGCGCGCUAAGACGCCGGUUGAAAACGACCCAUUCGACGGAGACAUUUACGACGCAAGCCCUCGGCAACCGACAGGAGCCGCGCCCACUACAGAGUCGAUGUUCGGAAAUGGCGAGCCUGACGAGGAUGAUCUGGACGCCCUGAUGGCAGAAGAGGAGGCACAACAGAAAGCAUCAACUUCUCUAUUCGGAAGCGGGAAGACGACACAGAAAUCACUACCACAACUCCGGCAAGAUGAUGACGAUGAAGACGAUCUGGAUGCGUUGAUGGCAGAGGCAGCAGGCGAGCCACCUAACACGACAACCACGAGACCAGUGAGUGAUAAGCACACCACAAGGGCUAUAAUAGAUGAGGACGUGGAUGAUCUGGACGCGCUUAUGGCCGAGGCCGAAGGUUCAACGGCCGAAAAACCGUCAUCACAUAAUCCAAAAGCAGCAAACAGAGAGGAACGCCCUCCCUCAGCUCACCUCGUAGAUGAAGAUGAAGAGGCGGCCAUGGCGGAGAUGGAGGGGUUAUGGUAGUUAUGAUGAUACGGCACCUAAUUGAGUAAGCAUGAUUGGGUAUGGGUAUCCACGCUAUGCAUGUCAUUUAUUGCAUGGUUUGGCGUAACUGGUUCGGGAAACGACAGUCAGCAGCAUUGUAAUGGCAUUGGGCAAAGGUUUUGUUUCCGAAAUGAAGUGGGAUGAUAACUGUAAGAGGUCUUGUUACUUGCCAUGGCGAACCAAAUCUAUUUAUUCACAGAUAGUGUUCAUGUUCAUACUAGGUAGUGAGCGGGUGUGCGCCGGUUCAUAGUCGUAAGGCUAUGACGUGAGUUAGCGGGGUAGCUAUACUGUAUUGUAGGGCCCACUGCCUGUACCUACGGAAGCAUCUGCACCCUAGAAGUAACCUGGAUCUGAGUUUAUAGCUACCUGCUAGGUACCCCACCCACUGGAAUGCCACUAUUUCGCUAAAGCUUGG